Messenger RNA from Nicotiana attenuata, 1270 nucleotides. RefSeq names its product transcription factor bHLH93-like. The record is from RefSeq and is a predicted model, not a curated record. The coding region runs from base 99 to 1115 and encodes 338 amino acids. Gene Ontology annotation, molecular function: sequence-specific DNA binding; DNA-binding transcription factor activity; protein dimerization activity. Lineage: Eukaryota; Viridiplantae; Streptophyta; Magnoliopsida; Solanales; Solanaceae. Gene Ontology annotation, cellular component: nucleus. The transcript is spliced from 4 exons. Gene Ontology annotation, biological process: regulation of DNA-templated transcription.
UAUAUAUAUUCCCUCAACUAGAUGCGCCAUUAUAUUAUUUGUAACCAUUCCACUUUAUACGACACACUUUUUGAUGUUUGAGAGAGAAGAAGAAAAACAUGGAGCUUACUCAACAGGAUCUUUUAGAGGAAUUACUGGCUCCAAGGAGAGAAAGUUGGAGCACUUUUCAAAGUGGAGUAAAUGAAUUUUUCCCAAAUGGAUGGACUUUUGAAUCACCUUUUUAUCAAAAUCCAGAAUUUGUAGCCUUAAAUUCUUCACUUUUGGGCCUAAUCACACCCCCAGAAUCAAACUUUCAGUGUCCUUUGAUCACUUCACCAGAAUCCUAUCCAUUAAUUCUUGAUUCUUUCACUGCCCCAGAUAACAUUAAUGAGACAGUACUAUUGCCAUUUCAAAUACAAGAAGAGUACAACAACAGAGCCAUGGUUGAAAAUCAAGAAGAAGUUGGCAUUAUUUCUAGUGAUUUUCAUGGCUUGCAAGAAGACUUGAAUAGCUUCAGUACUAAUGAUGUCAAAGUUGAAGAAGCCAAUUCAAGAAUAAUGGGUGUUUCUAAUGUUGGAGAAAAGAAGAAUAAAGUUAAGAAACUUGAGGGACAGCCUUCAAAAAAUCUAAUGGCAGAGAGGAGGAGAAGAAAGAGACUCAAUGAUAGACUCUCCAUGCUUAGAUCCAUUGUUCCUAAGAUUAGUAAGAUGGACAGAACAUCUAUACUUGGGGACGCAAUUGAUUACAUGAAGGAGCUGUUAGAAAAAAUCCAUACAUUGCGUGAAGAUGAUAAUGUGAAAGACGAAAUUAAGGAUAUUAAAUUCGUAGGAAAUUUCAAGGAGUUAAAGCCAAAUGAAGCAGUUGUUAGAAAGCCUCCUAAGUUUGAGGUAGAAAGGAGAAAUGUGGACACCAGAAUCGAGAUCUGUUGCGCUGCAAAGCCAGGAUUGUUGUUGUCAACAGUGAGCACGCUAGAAGCACUUGGCCUUGAUGUACAACAAUGUGUUAUCAGCUGUUUCAGUGACUUCUCAUUGCAAGCUUCUUGUUCUGAGGCAAGGGAGCAUCGAACAAUUUUGAGCUCUGAAGACGUAAAGCAAACCUUGUUCAAAACAGCAGGUUAUGGUGGAAGAUGUCUUUAGAAGAUGAUAUGGAUGGACAAUAAGCCCCAAAAAGCUAAGGUCAAGGACAUUCUGUCUGUUGUUCAAGGAAUAUUGCAAUCUUUAAUAAUGUCGGUACUGGUGUUUCUCCAAUGUAAUUUUCUUGAUUCAUUUAUUAGAUCUGCUCUCUAUAUUAU